This is a messenger RNA of Lactuca virosa, 2046 nucleotides long. The record is from the annotation of a GenBank genome assembly. Lineage: Eukaryota; Viridiplantae; Streptophyta; Magnoliopsida; Asterales; Asteraceae.
CCGAGUUUUCUUCACCGUGUAAUCUCGUCUUCCCUGUUCUUCAUAAUCUAUCGACAUUACCUGAAUCUCAACAAAUUUGGAUACUGCGCCAACCAAUUUUUAAAUCUAAACUCCCUUCCAGACAGAAAACACCUACAGACGAUUGACCACCGUCUUCGCCUCCCCAUCGUUCCCGUCGUUCGUCUUCCAUCGUUGCUCACUAACUCCGUCUUUGGUUGGAUUUUGUUCGUAAGCUUUCGGCUUUUCACUGGGAGAUAAUUCAGCCACCAGGAUAGAAGGAUGUGGUAGGGUUGCUAUAAGUUAAUCUACCAUGGCAGGACUAGAGGAAUUGAAAAAGAAACUGGUACCACUAUUCGAUGCAGAAAAGGGCUUCUCUUCAGGAUCAACCAUGGAUCCUUCUGAUUCAUACAUGCUAUCAGAUGGUGGAACUGUCAACCUACUCAGUCGAUCUUAUGGAGUAUACAACAUUAAUGAACUUGGAUUACAAAAGUGCACAUCAAGAGUAACAAACGAUGUAGAUGAAAGAGAAAGGACUUAUAGAUGUGCUUCACAUGAAAUGAGAAUAUUUGGAGCCAUAGGCAGUGGUGCAAGCAGUGUAGUUCAAAGAGCUAUUCAUAUCCCGACUCACAGAAUCAUUGCAUUAAAGAAGAUCAACAUUUUUGAAAAGGAGAAAAGACAACAGCUUCUUACUGAGAUAAGAACAUUAUGUGAAGCACCAUGUUAUCAAGGUCUUGUGGAAUUUUAUGGAGCUUUUUACACUCCUGACUCUGGGCAAAUAAGCAUUGCUCUAGAGUACAUGGAUGGGGGUUCAUUAGCUGAUGUUAUAAAAAGACAAAGAUGUAUACCAGAAGCUGUUCUUUCUUUAAUGGUUCAAAAACUUUUGCAGGGACUAAGCUAUCUGCAUGGAGUUAGAUACUUGGUCCACAGAGACAUAAAGCCUGCAAAUUUGCUUGUGAAUCUCAAGGGGGAACCAAAAAUUACAGACUUUGGGAUAAGUGCUGGUUUAGAGAAUUCCAUGGCAAUGUGUGCUACAUUUGUGGGAACUGUGACCUACAUGUCACCUGAAAGAAUCAGAAAUGAAAGUUAUUCAUAUCCAGCUGAUAUCUGGAGCCUUGGUCUUGCUCUUUUUGAGUGUGGCACUGGUGAAUUUCCUUAUACAGCAAAUGAAGGACCUGUUAAUCUUAUGUUGCAGAUCCUGGAAGAUCCAUCUCCAUCACCACCAAAACACAUUUUUUCUCCAGAGUUCUGCUCAUUUAUUGAGGCUUGUCUACAGAAAGAUGCUGAUGCAAGACCAACUGCAGAGCAGCUUCUUUCACAUCCAUUUAUCACAAAAUACGAGAAUGCCAAAGUCGACUUAGCAGCAUUUGUUCGUAGCAUUUUUGAUCCAACACAAAGAAUGAAAGAUUUGGCAGAUAUGCUAGCAGUACAUUACUAUUUGCUUUUCGAUGGGUCAGAUGAACUCUGGCAAUCUGCAAAGAGCUUCUACAAUGAAUCAUCAACUUUCAGUUUCUCGGGGAAAGAAUCUACUGGGCCUGAUGAUAUUUUUAAAACUUUAUCAAAUAUUCGGAGUACAUUAGCUGGUGAAUGGCCUUCUGAAAAGCUUGUGCAUGUUGUUGAAAAGCUACAGUGUAGGGCCCACGGUGAAGAUGGAGUUGCAAUCCGUGUUUCGGGAUCAUUUAUUGUUGGAAACCAGUUUCUUAUAUGUGGAGAUGGCAUACAGGCAGAAGAUAACAGUUUAUUAUGGACCCUGGAAAUAUCAUUGGCCGAUACUCCAUUGCCAAACAAGAGCUUUACAUCAUCCAAUAAAAAAGGUGGUGAACUGAACUAUUUCUGCUAGUAGUUGGAGUUCUUUCUCUUCUUGGUUGAAUCUAUGUAUGUAUGUACAAAGUGUUUAGGAUUUGUUCCACACUAGGAGUAACUCUGUUUUUGUGUAAUGUUAAUUUGUUGUAAGUUAGUAUCAAUAUGGGAAAUGUACCCAUUUUUAUAUAUUUCUAAUAGGCUAAUACCAAUAUACUUGUGUUUCUUUAUCUAUAACACAUUAAGAAC